Messenger RNA from Astyanax mexicanus (Mexican tetra), 4335 nucleotides. It is a transcript of the gene lclat1, whose product is annotated as lysocardiolipin acyltransferase 1. The record is from RefSeq and is a predicted model, not a curated record. NCBI's taxonomy places the organism in Eukaryota, Metazoa, Chordata, Actinopteri, Characiformes, Acestrorhamphidae. Gene Ontology annotation, cellular component: endomembrane system. Gene Ontology annotation, molecular function: acyltransferase activity. Bases 351 to 1514 code for a protein of 387 amino acids. The transcript has 6 exons.
ACUCCACCUAAAGUUGACUAGAAGUUCAUGAACUUCCCUGUUUCUAUCAAACGUCCACAGCUUUAAACACACAGAACGGCGGCCCCUGCUGACUGACACAGCCCUGGAUCACGACUUCAGGCAGAGUUGAGAGGUUAUACUAAUAGUAAAGAGUCACCAUGGCGUCCACCGCAAGCAUCCUCACAGCUGAGACGCCUGAAUGUACCGUAGAGUAGACGGAUCUCCGGAUCUCACCGAUUUGUGGACCACAAUCAGAAGCUGGAGAACAUGCUGUAACUCGGCUGCUGAGGACCUGAACUACUGGAUGUUAGCAGAGGGAGCUGGUUGGCUCCUUAGCUGGUCUUCCAGGCAUGGCGAUGGUAUCUGUCCGCGGCCUGUAUUUUCUGAUCACUCUGUUUCUGGGAAGCUUCUUCGGCAGCACCUUCAUGCUGGGUCCUGUGCUGCCCCUGAUGCUGCUGUCUCCAGCCUGGUACCGCUGGCUCACUGACCGCAUCGUGGCCACCUGGCUGACCCUGCCUGUGGCUUUGCUGGAGGUGGUGUUUGGGGUGAAGGUGGUAAUAACAGGAGAUGGCUUUGUGCCAGGCGAGCGCAGUGUGAUCAUAAUGAACCAUCGCACACGGCUCGACUGGAUGUUUCUGUGGUGCUGUCUGCUGCGUUACAGCUACCUCCGCCUGGAGAAGAUCUGCCUGAAAGCGGCUCUAAAAGCUGUGCCUGGUUUUGGCUGGGCGAUGCAGGUGGCCUCCUUCAUCUUUAUCCAGCGCAAAUGGGAGGAGGACCGGAGCCACAUGGCCAACAUGCUGGAGUAUUUCUGUGACAUCAGGGAACCUUUACAGCUGCUCCUCUUCCCCGAGGGCACUGACCUCACCGAUAACACUCGUGCCAGAAGUGAUGACUUUGCAGAAAAGAACGGUCUCCCCAAGUACGAGUAUGUGCUGCACCCACGGACGACUGGCUUCACCUUCAUCGUGGACACCCUUCGGAAAGGAAACAACCUGGACGCAGUCCACGACAUCACAGUGGCGUACCCGAAGAACAUCCCUCAGACGGAGCGCCACCUGGUGCUGGGCCUCUUCCCACGCGAGAUCCACUUCCACGUGCGGCGCUACCCACUGUCCGUCCUUCCCAAACAAUCCGACCUCCUGCAGGCCUGGUGCCAGGAGCGCUGGGCGGAGAAGGAGCAGCGUCUCCGAGAGUUUUACGCCGCAUCUCCGCGGCUGUUCGACAAUCCCGAGGCUCGGGUACCGCCCUGCAAGAGCGAGCUGAGGGUGACGCUGGUCAAAGCCAUCUCCCUCUUCUACUGGACCGCCUUCAUUACCCUGUCCUUCGUCGGCCUCUGGCUGUGGACGCCGCUCAGAAUAUACUUGUUGCUGGUGAUGACGUUCUUCUUCGUGCAGCAGAAGGUCAUGGGUGGGGUUGAGCUGAUGGAGCUGGCAUGCCAUCGCCAUUGGAACGAGAAGAACCAGAUAGAAGACAGGAAGAGAACGAAGGACGGACCUCAGGUGAAGAAAGAGUGAGACGUUGAACCAAAUCCAGUUGUUCCCGUUACAGAGCUGGAUCGCAGGCAGGUGGAGCCUUCAGCUGGGUGCACAAUGGAUGCAGAGUCUCUAGUACCUCUGCUUUUUCCACCCUGGAUCCUGGAUCCUUCGCUCUACCAUCGUCUGAGGAGGGAGGAGGAAAAAGAGCAAGGAGCGUUCUUGCUUCUUCAGCAUCGCCUCAGUACUGCAAUGACGGGUGAUGGCUUGAAGACAGAAAGGGAGGGGACGGGUUUGUUGUUCCAGCCUGGAAGUGGAGCAUCUAAAAUAUAUACUUUUACACUAGUCACUGUGCAUGUAUGCGAGGGACGAGGACGUGGAUGUGUUUUCUUUUUUAUCUGAGGAAUUCUGCGCCAUCAUUUUUCUGAAUAUUCUCCCUAUUAUUCUUCUUUUGCCUUUUUUCCUGUCAUUUUAGUCUUAUUUUCAUGUUUUAUAUUUGUAUGUCUGGUUUAUCACCAUUAUGUUCUUCUUAUCUUCUUAUUUAGUAUCACUCAGUCCUUGUGUUACUUGCCAUAUUGCAACGAGCCACUCGUAAAACAAUUCUAGCCAUGUUUUAAAAUCAUUUUACUUUUGUAAGUCAACAUUUUUAUGAUUUUCUCAAUGGCCCGAUUUUUUGUCUUUUGUUUUUAUAGACUUUUAUUUCUUUGUUUUACAGUUAAGGAAAUCAGCCAUACCUCCUCGUAGCUGUGUGAUAAGGCACUGUUGUUUACCCUCGUUCUUUAGAGUCCCAAUGUAGCUAAGCCAAUUACUGUAAUAAUGUAAUACAUCACUUAGAACUGUAAUAGGUAGAAGUCAUGCGUCUUUCUGUAGUCAAAUAAGGAACUCCGGGUGUAAGCUCAAUUUUUCUCUGCAGGGAUUAUUUCACUUUGCAUAAUCUCACUCAUGGAUGUUUCUGGAGGUCAUUAAACGCAAUGCAAAAAUACAAUUAAAUGAUGCCACAUCCAUGCUAAAAGCUAGCUAGCUAGCUCUUGUACAUUGCAAUCACAUUGCAUGGAAAAAAGAAAAAAAUACCUUUAAGUGUCAAUCAACACUUUGUAUAAGUCAAACGAACUUGAAACAGUAUGGAAAAUGAUUUACUUUGAUUCUAAUUUAAUUGCGGACUGUAUUAACCCACAGUUAAUGUAUUAAUACACAUCUAUUCUUGCAUUUAGGUCUUCAAAACAUUGCAAAAAAAGUUGGGAAUGUUGCCAUUUCAUCUCAUAACAUUUUAAACAAUGUUUUAGGGCAGAGGAUACCAUGCGAUAAAUGAAGUGUUCCAAGGUGUGUAACAGUACAUGGUUGCCAGGGGUAUGCCAUAUCGUAUCGUAUUCAAUAAUAUCGCCAACAUUUUUUUAUUACCCAUAUCACACGCCCAUAUCUUUCACAUCAGGGUACGACAAACAGGGUACAACGCAGUUUUUAGCAAAAGAAAAAAAAUGACACUGUUUGCAUUUUUGAUUAUGUAUCUAUUAGAGACUGACUAUAUCUGUCCAGUAUCAUUUAUUUGAUUUUAAUCCUGGAUAUAUGAAGAUAUUUGGAGUGCACUAUUAGUAUCAUCGCCAAGAGUAUCGUUAUCGCAAAAAUACCAUUAAAUAGCAUGAUAUUAUUUUAGGGCCAUAUCGCCCACCCCUAAUACCACAGACAUGACUUUGGAAUAUGUGCAGCAUGUAGUUUGGCACUGUCUUGUUGAAAACCGUCCCUGAAAAAUAUGUGAUCUUAAAGGCAGCAUAUUUUGCUCUAAGAUUAAUUCUGCAUUAAUGCUGCAUCUCAGACACAACGCCUUAUCAUAACAGACCCUGUCACCUUUUGGACCUGCUACUGAUAACAGUCUGGAUGGUCCUUUUCAUCUUUGGUCUGGAGCACAUGGCAUCUGUUUAUCCAAAUUUAUCCAAAAAGAUCUGAAAUAUACAUUUUUCUCAACAAAAUAUAUUUGAGUUUGUUUUUUUUUUUGUUUUUUUUUUAUUAUUUUUAUUAUUACUACUAACCUUAAAUUUCCUCCGUCCCAACUUUUUUUUAUAUAAUUGUGUUGCAGACCUUCAAUGCAGGAGUAGAUGUUUAUUAAAUAGACACAUUAAACAAAGUUGACCAUAUAAAAUGCAAAAUAUCUAAGAUUAAUACUGUCUGCAAUUAAAGAAAGAUCAAAGUAAAUGCAAGAAACGCUGUACUUAUUUACUUUUUGUCCCAUACUGUUUUUUUUUUUUUUUUUUUUCCUGAUUUGGUGUGGUAAAACAGAGGCGUCCUCUACUCAAACUGUACUCUGCUAAUGCCAAAGCUACUGAAGUUAUAUUUUGCUACAGUUUACACCAUAUUAAUACCGAUUUUUAGAUUACUAAUCAUUUUUAUCUUUUGUUUUCUCUCGUCAGAUCUUGCUGUUAGUUAACUGAUUGCGCUCUCUAGUGGCGAGGAAAACAUGCGAACAGUAAACUGAUUUACUAAUUACGGUUUCAAAAAAUUACAUUUUUUAUGUCACAAAAAACACAGGGUUUUCCUUUGUUGAUUGCAGAGGAACUUUAGAACUUGGCUACCUGUAAAUACCAACUGAUAUCUGAAGCAUGGUUACUGUGUUAACUGGUCAAUCAUUGCCAAUAUCCAGUUACAUCAGCUUAUAUCCUAUAGUUGCGAUUUGCCAGUCUUAUGAUAAGGUACUUAAUUACUUAGUUAGUAGUUAGUAAAAGUCACAUUUUCACUCUAUUUAAGACAAGAGUUUGGAACAGCAAAGAUUGUCCAAAGAUAUGUUCUAUUUUCUUGCUGUAGCCAACACUAGCUCAGACCCGGAGUGCCUUAUUUGGAUUUGAAAUGAUGACGUUUUUUUUUUUCUUUUUUU